CCCUUCCCAACAUUUUCCACUCACUCGUGUCUCUCUUUCCUCGCAAAACCCUACCCCUUUCUCUGUCUCUCCCCUGCACAUUCAAGUUAUCUUCUAAGCUUUAUAUAGCUAGCUACCAUUAUCAGGCACAUAUAUAUACAACACCACCAACCAGCAAAAUUUCCAACAAAACUAAGAAAUAGAUCGAUCCAGCACAAAAAAAAAAUAUGAAUACUAUGCUUUUCCCUGAAAGUGUCUCUGCCAAGAGAAAACAAGUGAUCAGAGAGCUUGUGAAGGGUCGUGAGCAUGCUACUCAGCUCAAGUUUCUGCUUCAGAAUCUAAAUGGGGGGUCUCUCUCAGCUAAGGAAAUGGCGGCCAGUGUGCUCAGAUCUUUCUCCGUCUCUCUUUCUGUCAUUACUUCUGAUUCUUUAUCUGAAGAAGCUGGUAGUGGUGGUGGUGGUGAGGUUGCUGAUCAGAAUCAUAGUGAAGAUGGGUCACUUGUGAUGGCGGCGGCGGCUGCUGCUUCCAGCAAUAUUGGUCCUGAAGAUUCAAGUGAGAGCUGCGGGAAGAGAAUAUUUGUGCAGGCCACAAAGGAUCGGAGAGGUUCAUACAAAAGAAGGAAGAGUGAGCAGACACGGACCAUUGUCUCCCCAACCACUGAUGAUGAUCAUUCAUGGAGAAAGUACGGACAAAAGGAUAUCUUGAAUUCUCAAUUCCCCAGGAGUUACUUCAGGUGCACCCGGAAGCAUGAUCAAGGUUGCCGGGCAAACAAACAGGUGCAACGGAUACAGGAGAAUCCUGACAUGUACCAAAUUACAUAUAUUGGGUUUCACACAUGCAAAGACACUCCGAUCAAAGCCCCAGAAAUGGUCACAUUCUCUAAUACUUGGGACUCAUUCCUUGUGAAUUCCCAUCCUGACUCAAAUGAACAUCAUGAUCCAAUUAUAAAACUAGAAUGUCCCUGCAGUGGUGAAACUCCAAGUGAUGUUACUGGCAACAACUUGGAUCAUAGCCUGUGGUCUGAGUUGAAGGAUUUUGAGCUAUCCAAACCUUCCAAUAUUAUACCCUCAAGCAGUGCAGUUCAUAUGGAUUUUGGGGUACUUUCUUCUCAUUUCAGCACUGACUUCCACUUUGAAGAAAAUAAUCUGCUCUAUUCAUCUUCGUAAUGUAAACUACUAAGGUUGAAUAUUUUGCUUUUAAUUACCUUUGCAUUCAUAUGUACCACUAUAUUGCUGCCAGUUGUCAUGGAAUUUGUGGUCACGGGUUCGAGGAGUGAAAUAACUCUUUUGUAAAAAUGUAAGAUAAGACUGCUUACAUUAGAUUUAUAAGGUGGAUCUGAACAUUUUCUACACCUCUCAUAUAACGGGAGCUUUAUAGCACUACAUUGUUUUUAAACUUUGCAUUCAUAUGUAUCAUUAGAGGAUCUCUUUGAUCACAUCAAUCAACUUAUGUAAUGCAAGCCAAACGAUUGUGAUUGGAAGGAUGAUUUGAUUUA
Molecule: messenger RNA, 1474 nt
Organism: Lotus japonicus
Lineage: Eukaryota; Viridiplantae; Streptophyta; Magnoliopsida; Fabales; Fabaceae
Product: WRKY DNA-binding transcription factor 70-like
Exons: 3
Coding region: 207-1145 (312 amino acids)
Biological process (GO): regulation of DNA-templated transcription
Molecular function (GO): sequence-specific DNA binding; DNA-binding transcription factor activity
Source: RefSeq, a predicted model, not a curated record